UUUCCGCCUGCACACUACAAUGCUGCCACGGGGUCAACUGAUUGUGGAGAAUGUCAAGUCCAGUGGGAUGGAUCAACUGCCCCCCAAGGGGUCAUAUCUCAUGAUGUUCCCCAUGCACUUGAAGGGGGGCACUGGAAGUCCCGCGCGACUGAUUGCGGUAAAUAGUGGAGCUAAACUUGAAAAAUUCCACUUAAUCUUCGGUGUGAUUCUGGCAUCGAUGUUCAUCGUCUUUUAACCCAAAACCUGGGCAGUGAAAUCAGAUCAGUUAGCUUAUAACUCACCCUUUACAACUUUUCAUCUUUGCAUUGGUUAACUAUUGAUUACCAGAUUGAAUUGUUCUUCAUUUGCAUUCACAUCAUGUGUUUACAAUCAGUCCAAUUUUUAGGUUAGCCAUAUUUCUCGGGAAUUUCGGAAAAAAAUUACUAUUUAAAUAAAACUUUCGGAGCCUAUGCAAAAAAAAAUAAUU
This is a messenger RNA of Symsagittifera roscoffensis, 466 nucleotides long. RefSeq names its product kynurenine formamidase-like. Gene Ontology annotation, molecular function: arylformamidase activity. The record is from RefSeq and is a predicted model, not a curated record. Lineage: Eukaryota; Metazoa; Xenacoelomorpha; Acoela; Convolutidae.